Messenger RNA from Aspergillus heteromorphus CBS 117.55, 2653 nucleotides. Its product is annotated as VIT and vWA domain-containing protein. NCBI's taxonomy places the organism in Eukaryota, Fungi, Ascomycota, Eurotiomycetes, Eurotiales, Aspergillaceae. The record is from RefSeq and is a predicted model, not a curated record. The transcript has 5 exons. The coding region runs from base 224 to 2653 and encodes 809 amino acids.
CCGCGAAUAGCCAGUUGUGAGCGGGCGGAUAGUCCCGGAGGCAAAUUGCCCAGAGUGGAAGCCAAGUCGAAUAAGCUUUGACAGGGCUUGCCUGGGUCAGACUGGUACACAACCACGACACUCUGACGACAGACCCAGAGAAUGAGGGGCAUAAAGAGUGGAUCGGUGUCUUUUCGCUCAACUCCCUUCAAACAAAAACAAUCAUCACAAACUGCGAGCAGCAAUGGUAUACUGGGGAUGCUACUACCAUCACCCCAGCUCUGGGAGCUGGAGGUAUCUGCCCCAAGUGGCCCUCCAGGUUCAUGCCACCAUCUUGUCCACCACCUCACGCACCACCCUCACCCAGAUAUUCACCAACCGCACCUCCGAGGCCAUCAGCGAGGUCGCUUAUCGCUUUCCCCUCUAUGAAGGCGUCAGUAUCGUGAGAUUUCAGUGCCGUGUGGGCGACCGAAUCCUACGCAGUGAGGUCCGGACCAAAUACCAGGCCAACCAGGACUAUCAGAAUGCAGCCAGCCAGGGCCAGUCGGCAGCCGUCCUCGAUCAGUCUGGCCAGGAGUCGGAUAUCUUCCUGUUGCGAAUCGGAAACGUUACGCCCCAUGCCCUGAUCACGGUCGACAUAACCUUCGUCCACGAACUCCAAACAGAUAGCCAAACCGAUGGCAUCCGCUACACUUUACCGAAUGCUAUUGCACCCAGAUACGGGGUUACGGCAUCUGACGACAUCCCAUUCUCAUAUGAUCGGUCCAUCGAGCAGAAAGGUCUCGCCAUCACAGUAGACGUCAAGAUGGAGAAAGGAUCCGCUAUUCGCGAAGUUCAAUCCCCCAGCCAUCCCGUCCACGUCUCCCUCGGUCGCAUUUCCUCCUCAGAGACAUCCGCCGACUUCGCACCCCAUCAUGCAUCUGCAUCGCUACGCCUGGAGCAGGAACACCCACUUCUGGAUCAAGAAUUUGUGCUGAUUGUCAAAGCGGACAACACGGACUCGCCACGCGCUCUUCUGGAGUCGCAUCCCACCAUCCUAAGCCAGCGAGCCCUAAUGGCCACACUGGUUCCCAAGUUCCACCUGCCCCCGGCGCGUCCAGAAGUGAUCUUCGUCGUCGAUCGAAGUGCUAGCAUGUCAGACAAGAUCUCUACCCUACGAUCCGCUUUGCAGGUCUUUCUAAAGUCUCUACCUGUCGGGAUUUCGUUCAAUAUCUGCUCGUUCGGUAGUAGACACUCUCUCCUCUGGUCGCGGAGUCAAGUCUACAACUCCGUGAGCUUACACAGAGCACUGGCUCUCGUCGAGACAAUGAGCUCUGAUAUGGGAGGAACCAAUAUGCUCGAUGCCGUUGAGGCAGUCGUGAAGAGUCGUCUCAAGAACCAGGACCUGGCGGUACUCAUUCUCACCGAUGGUGAGAUCACCCGCCAAGAAGAGCUCUUCCACUUUGUCCGGGCCACGUCCGCCGAUCAUACCGCCCGUUUCUUUACCUUAGGCAUUGGCGAAGCCGUCUCACAUGCAUUAAUUCAGGGUGUUGCCCGGGCUGGGAAUGGGAUUGGCCAGUCAGUGCUUGCAUAUGAAGAGCUCGAUCGCAUGGUAGUGCGCAUACUGAAAGGUGCCCUUGGUCCACACAUUUACGAUUACACCCUGAAGAUACAGUAUGACGACGCGGAGGGAGACUUCAACAUGGUGGACCACGACCCAGAGGAGACAGAGACGGAAACGCUCCAUGGGGAAAUUACGACGCCCAGUGAUGACCAGAAGCUGCCCCAAAAGCCUAUCCUCCUCACCGUCUACCUUCUUCUCAACUCAACCCGCACCCCACAAUCCCUCUCCGUACACGCCACCUCCAACCACGGUCCACUCGAGCUACAAGUCCCCAUCGAAGACAUCGGCUCCGGCGAAACCAUCCACCAGCUCGCGGCCCGGAAAGCCAUCGUGGAGCUUGAGGAGGGGCACGGCUGGCUCACGCAUUCUUCGUUCGAACCCUCAACCAAAUCAGCCCUCGCCAUCCUUGAAUGCCAGCGCCUCGGACUCAAAUUCCAGGUCCCAGGCGAACUUCUUCACCCAUGGACCAUCACGCUCGCGGUGGUUUUCGUGGUGGACUUGGUGGUAGCCCUCGUGGUGGCGCUCGCGGAGGUCUUUGAGGUAUACAUCUACUGGAGGAGAGGCAAGAUAUAUGUCUACUGGAGAAGAGGGGUUUUCGUUCCUGCCAUCCCCUCCCUCCAGAAGUCCGGAUACACUUCCACAUACCACAAGCCCACGAAUAUGUCGCGAACAAUUGGCAGGCCCUCCGGCGCGGCGACUCGCGGCUGGUCCAGCCCGUCCGGCAAAAGACAAACCUUCGAUGGAACCUGGCUCUGGUCACCCGCACUUUUCGCUUCCCUGGAACUGGACCAAGAAAAGACCCGUACGCAGCUAGCACAGUGGCUCACCGAGGAAGGUCAGUUCGUGUCAGCGGACUUCCCACAGGGAGACGAUGCCACGGUCCUUGCUACCCUUCUGGUGAUUGCUCAUCUGGAAGAGCGGUGUGCCAGUACAAGGGAUAUUUGGGAUUUGAUGAGAGAGAAGGCUGGGGAGUGGGUGCAUGAGAAGACGGCCCGGAUGGAUGAAAGGGGGGUGAAAUUGCUGGGGUUGAGGAACAGGAUUCGGGGCAUUGUAAUGUGGGGUGGUGGAUAG